Messenger RNA from Pichia kudriavzevii, 3627 nucleotides. RefSeq lists its product as uncharacterized. The transcript has a single exon. The record is from RefSeq and is a predicted model, not a curated record. Gene Ontology annotation, molecular function: DNA-binding transcription factor activity, RNA polymerase II-specific; zinc ion binding; sequence-specific DNA binding. The coding region runs from base 1 to 3627 and encodes 1208 amino acids. NCBI's taxonomy places the organism in Eukaryota, Fungi, Ascomycota, Pichiomycetes, Pichiales, Pichiaceae. Gene Ontology annotation, biological process: positive regulation of transcription by RNA polymerase II.
AUGAACGACAACACUGCCUCGAUGUUUGGAUUGAAAGAGGUGGAGCAUAUCAGCGACCCAAAUAACCUCUCACAAUCGAGUGAGUCCGCUGCUGAGUUCAGUAACGACAAUGCAUGCGUUAGCAAUACCUGUGAUGGAACACACCAUCACCAUGACGGCGAAACGGAGUCAUGUUCUUCAGGAACUAAGAACUGGAACAUCAUCAAGAACCCCUCCAAUGGAAGAACAAGGAUCUCCCAGGCCUGUGAUCGUUGUAGAGCAAGGAAGAUCAAAUGCAGCGGUAAAUCAGAUACAAAUCCCAGGUGUACAAACUGUGAAAAAGAUGGGUUCCAGUGUGUUGUCUCUGAUAAACUCACGCGGAACUCCUUCCCCAAGGGUUACACAAAGAAUUUGGAGAAGAAGUUAUUGGACGUGGAACUUAACAGAAACCAGCUAUUAUUGGAAAUCCAGAAACUAAAACAGAAAAUUUCACAAUUGGAGAAUGCAGGUCCAAAACCAACUCUAGCGCCUACGUCAAAUGAAACACCAACACCAACACCAAAAUCAAUAUCGCCUUCAGUUGCAACAGCACCGACAGUACCUACAGCUGCAACCAUUACCACCACUAAUACCACCAAUAAUAAGACAACCCCUUCAGUUGCACCGCAUGGUGUUCUUUCCACAUGCAAUUUUAUGCCGAAAUGUGUAACGGACGGUGAUGGUGAUCAACUCAUGUCUAAAGAUUGUGGUUUUGAUACACCGUUACCACUUCUUGACAAAUCUAUUGAGACUUCCAGAAAAAACGCAUUCUACAAGGAAAAAGUUAAGAUAGACUCUUCCGGACUACUAGUUCUUGACCAGAAUGUCAUGGCUCCAUUUGAGUCCAUAUUUGCAUCUUUGAAGGCAAACCCAUUCAAAGGGUACAGGUCUUUAGCCUUUCAGAAGGAUAACAUUUCGGAUCUCACCUCAACUACAUCAACCGGGAAUAGUUCAUCAGUAUCUCCAGAACAGUUGAAUCCAGCUGUUUCCAAACAACUUGCAAAUUACCACAUGAAUUUAAAUAGGUACCUCAAUUUGAUUUUGUACAAGUUGAUUUUCCCCCUUUUCAAUUCGGAUUCUAAAUCUGCAAAUGGUUUAGUUUAUUCAACUAACUCUGGCAAUGAAUCCAAUAAAAACUUGGACCAUUUGAUAUGGUUGUUUUUCAAUGAUUACAACAAAUUGAUUCCUAUACUUGAUUUUGAGCUGUUCUACAAUGACUACCUAACUUUUGUUAACACCUAUACUAUCAAAAAUUCCACUUAUGUGGAAAAUGGAAUAAUCAAGAAAAAGUAUUAUGAGUUCAACCAGAAGGAUCAGGAUAUCUUGGUUAAACUAGUUUUGAUUCUAAGGUACACUCUCUGUCAACCGAAGAUCAACGAGAAUGAUUACUCUUCUGCAUUUUUGCCCGACAAGUCGGCACCAGAUCAACUUGAAGAAUCAAUAAAAUUAAUCAAUUUGAGACAUUUGAUGUUGAUGUUCAAAAAUAUAGGCUUCUUGCUAUCACCAAAUAGGGAUAAAUUGGAAAUCUCUCUACUUAUGUUUUAUUAUCUCAUCAAAUUUGAAAAUUACAACUUACCUAAUUAUACAGACUCUCUGCAUUCUCACAAGGACUUUUUGUUAGAUAUUAUCAAUUUGAAUAUUGGGUUGGUACGUGCGUUGAACAUCGACAAACCCAAUGAAUUGUUAGAAACAAAGCAGACGACAAAUAAACAGUUGAUUGAAAUACAGAGAUUAAAACUUUAUUGGAACUUCAGAAUCCUUGUUAAAUUGUCCGAAAUAUACUUCAACAUCCCUUUGACGGACGAGGAGUACGAUAUAAAUCCAAUCGUUGAGAACGAAAACAACUCCAAGUCACAUCCUUCUAGUCUUGAAUCUAUUGUUUUGGUUAAUAAGGACAUAAAGAUUACGCUUUGUUUGGUCAGGUUACUAAAGAUAAUUCCGUGGAACAUAAUGGUGUUUGUAAAUGAACAAAAUCAGAACGUUUUAAUGAAGAUUGAUGCAGAAUUAUCAAAGUGGAAAAAGUCCGUUGAGGAGUUGUACAAUGAGGAUGACUCUGUAGUUUUUAAUAAGUUAAAGUCCUACUAUCUUUACUUCAAAGUGUUGGUUAAUAUCAAUGGCACAAUUGAUUCUUCCUAUUUCAUUGAUUUUAUUAACCUGGUGUAUGAUUUAACUUUUAACAAUCCAAAAUCAAGUUAUAAGCCACAUGAAAUUUCCAUCGAAGCAGCCGAAAGUUUAUGUUUGCAUAGCUUCAAUUUCCACCUGGUUACUUUGAUUUCUAUUACCAGCUUGCAAAAUUCUAAAGACAAAGCGGUCUGUGAAAAAAUCUACAAAUUAAUCCAACUCUAUCACAUCUUGGUAAAUUUUAAAGAUGUUGAUCCUUUGAUUACCACUUUUGCCAUCUACAUCAAGGAAAAUAUUAUGUUUUCAUUUUCCGAUGCAACUACAAUUCACGACGAUACUCUAAAAUUAUUCUCUGCGGUAGAUUUGGACAGGUCCAACAAUGGUUCUCUUUUCGAUAAGAAAGUGUUGAAAAAUAGUGCCCCAAAAAUAUUAAGCACAGCAAACCAGCCGCAAACCAAUCUUCAACAACCAGCACCACAGACACAAAUGGAAUUUGAUCUCAACGCUUUUAGUAUUCCUUCCGAUACUUCCUUCUUUGAUAAAACAUCCAACAAAAGAAGAAAGUCGACUGCUUCUACAUCGAGUGUUGUUUCUUCAAAUAUGUCUUUAACUUCAAGGGAGUCUUCUGUUUCAAUGUCUCGGAGAUUAUCUGGAUCCUCAAAUGACAGCAUGCCCACUCUAUUUCCUUCUGCCACAAGCCCAUAUCAUAAUUCUUCUAGUAGUAUUAAUAGUUCCGACUUACUUACAUCUGCCAAGAAGAGGAUCAUUGAUUAUGCCAUUCAACCUAUGAGGACGUCAAUGAACAGAAGCAGAUCGUUAUCAUCGGAAAACAGAUUGAGAAAAACUAGAGUUCAGGACAGAAGACUGUCUGGAAGUAACUAUUCAGGUGCAGCUGUCACUUCUAGGGAAAACUCAGUUGAUUCCAUUCAGAGUCGCCGUGACACAAGCGACAUCCCAGCUACACAUACCCAGGCUACAGUUGACGAUUCCAUUAUAUCACACUUUUUGAAUUCUCAAGGGGAUUCCGAAUUGGACCCAGAUGUCGGUGCAAUCCUAAACAAACCGAUUUCCAAACCAUCCAAUUUUAAGCACAACUCAAGCUUGUUACCAACAAUACCAUCUGAAGGUAAUUUGAUGAAUAUCAUGACCUCGUUGGAGACAAGUGCUAUUGAGCCAGCUGAAAAAAUUAACGGGAAUACUGGGUUCAGCUUGAACACCAUUUUUCCUUCUAAUUCCAACAUUUUAGACAGCUUCAAUGCUUUCAAUUCCUCAUUAACGGAUAGUAAUAGCAACAAAGCUAGGAAAAAUGACUUUUCCAAGGCAUUCAAAUCGAAUAACGCCAAAGGCAGCAUUUCCGAUGCUUUUUCACCCAAUUCUUCCAAUUCUACUUCUGCAAAAGAAGCUAAGAACGAAAAGGUUUUCAUUGAUGAUGAUGAUAUAAUGAGACUCAGAAAACAUGUAAUGAGUAUGAAAUCUACACCACAUUGA